Molecule: messenger RNA, 2300 nt
Organism: Psammomys obesus (fat sand rat)
Lineage: Eukaryota; Metazoa; Chordata; Mammalia; Rodentia; Muridae
Gene: Cdca7
Product: cell division cycle associated 7
Exons: 9
Coding region: 91-1200 (369 amino acids)
Biological process (GO): regulation of DNA-templated transcription
Cellular component (GO): nucleus
Source: RefSeq, a predicted model, not a curated record
UGCCCCGGCUCUCCGGUUGCUCCGGCUUUGGGUGCCUGUGGGCUCCGGCUAGCUGUCCCCGCUCCGAGUGCCUACCUUCCCGUCGCCAGCAUGGAAGCUCGCCGCGCGCGGCAAAAGGCUCUCAAAGUAAAGAACUUAAAGAAUGUCAGAUAUAUGAAGAUGAUUUCCAUGGAAACGUCGUCAUCCUCUGAUGACAGUUGUGACAGCUUUGCUUCUGAUAAUUUUGCAAACACAUUUGACAGGGUAGGCUGCAGGACCCGAAGUCAGUGUCGGCACUCCGGGCCUCUCAGGGCAGCAAUGCAGUUCCCGGCACGACGCACCCGGAGACCAGCCAACAAAAAUGCAGUCCCCGCAGAGCCCCCCGAGAACUCUGCAGUCGACUCCCAUUCUGACUCCGAAGAAGAAGAUGGCGUGAACUUCCUGGAGAAAAGGGCUUUAAAUAUAAAGCAAAACAAAGCCAUGCUUGCAAAACUCAUGUCAGAACUAGAAAGCUUUCCUGGCGUAUUCUCAGGAAGACAUUCCCUCCCAGGCCACAGAUCCAAGGAUUCAAAGGCACCUAGGAGACGCACAUUCCCUGGCGUGGCUUCCAGGAGGAACCCUGAGCGCAGGGCCCGACCUCUUACCAGGUCAAGGUCUCGUAUCCUGGGGAGCUCAGGUGCUCUGCCCAUGGAGGAGGAGGAAGAAGAGGAAGAGGAUAAGUACAUGCUUGUGAGAAAGAGGAAGCCUGUGGACGGCUACAUGAAUGAUGAUGACGCGCCCAGAGGUCGACGCCCUGGGUCCAUGACCCUUCCACACGUCAUUCGCCCAGUAGAGGAAGUCACAGAGGAGGAGAUCAGGAACAUCUGCAGCAACUCUCGGGAGAAGAUCUAUAGCCGCUCGCUGGGUUCUACUUGUCAUCAGUGUCGACAGAAAACCAUCGAUACCAAAACAAACUGCAGAAACUCAGACUGCUGGGGCAUCCGUGGCCAGUUCUGUGGUCCCUGCCUUCGAAACCGCUAUGGGGAAGAGGUCAAGGAUGCGCUGCUGGACCCGAACUGGCACUGCCCGCCCUGCCGAGGGAUUUGCAACUGCAGCUUCUGCCGCCAGCGUGACGGGCGGUGUGCCACCGGAGUCCUCGUGUACUUAGCCAAGUAUCAUGGCUUUGGGAACGUGCAUGCUUACUUGAAAAGCCUGAAGCAGGAAUUUGAGAUGCAAGCAUAGAGCCUGAAGAUUCCCGCUGCCCGCCUUCGGCUUCUCAAGGCUCCUGCUCUUGAUGUUGUCACUGAUGGAGGCCCGAGUAAGAAUCUUGGCGCUCAGUCUGUCUUAGAACUCAGUGCGGUUAAUCUCGUUAGACUCACACUUGUUUCUGAAACGUCACGGAAGACAUACUGCUAGCUACGCUCCGGCUACGUGUAGUUUUCAGAGCUUGCCCUGUCUCCCUCGUCCCAUGGUCCUUUGACACCGUUUAGUUUCCAAGAUCCUUCUAAGCGGCAGUGUGAAAAAGCGUUGGUCUGUUUGGUGUUGGAAGAGUCUCGGGACAUACCCAGCGCUUGGGUACAGUAGUAGUGCCAUCCAACAGUUGUGAUGAAUUUCAGAGAACGCCCUUUAACUCGUUUACACAGAACCCACGUAGGCGCUUCGGGGUCUGGUGUUCAUGCCGGCUGGUGUUUUAAAUGGAAAAGAGCAAAGCACACAGGGCUGGAAAUGAGUACGUUUUGGGAGGUGGAAUUAGCACAUGAGUGGCCUUUUGGAGAAAUAAAACUCCUGUGUGUUGUGACUGGGUUGCUGCUGAGACCGUCUUUAAAGUUAGAGUGGUUAAGUCAUCGUCUUAUACAGUCACCCAGAGCUUAAAUUGCUGUACGAAGGGCAUUCUGGAAAAUUAAGAUGAUGAGACUGGAACGGGCUGAUUUGAAAUCUUAGUGUCAUGCUUCAGAAACUUGAUUUUAAUAACUUCGCUUUGGUCCUGGCAGUUUGCUGAAGAAGUUACCCUGAGGGUGGCAUCUGGGGUUUCUGCUUAGGUUUUAGACACUUUUGUAACAAUGAGACGUGACCUUUUAGAGAUGGGUAGCUUUGAACCACUUGUUAAUGAGUUGUUUGCCAAUUCAGCUGCUGGGUAGGUACCAAGUCAUUCUCUUGCCCCUUUUUCCUUUAUUUCUGUUCGUUGCGUGUGGGUGGUCUCUUAAGUAUGGAACCUGUUGCUGUGCCCAUGGUCUGUGAUACUCAGUUGGAUCUUGAAUCAUUCAGUGUAAAUACAGCUUUUGCUCUUAAUGCUUCUAUACAAAGGUUUUUAUUUUAAUAAUAAAACAUUUUGUUCUAACUUA